Molecule: messenger RNA, 2433 nt
Organism: Trichomycterus rosablanca
Lineage: Eukaryota; Metazoa; Chordata; Actinopteri; Siluriformes; Trichomycteridae
Exons: 14
Coding region: 190-2196 (668 amino acids)
Molecular function (GO): ubiquitin-protein transferase activity
Source: RefSeq, a predicted model, not a curated record
GUUGCUCAGAUUCGAUAGGUUAAAUUCAGAUCACAAAAUUCAAGUUAAAAAAUUCAGAUUAAACAUCCGGGACACGCAGGAUGAGCAAUCGAUUCUGUCUCAAAUCGAACUGAUACCCAGCCAAUCACGUUACACUCCACUGAUUAAGCGACAACGAAGCGGCUUUCGUUUACAGAAGGACAGUCAGCGAUGGCGGCCAAUUUCAGCAGUGGAACAUCGGAUAGUCAGUCUGAGAUUGUUCAGUCAGCCAGGCAUUUAUUGUCCCUAUUAACAUCAAGAGACGCAGCUCGUGAUGUCGCAAAUACAGAUAUGAGAGAUCAGAGGCAGGGAGGUCACAGUCCAGCCCCUCAGCCAGAAAAACCAUCGCUUCAGAUGGAAAUGACCAGGUCAUUUCCAGGUAUUUUUACCAAGGGCAGAGGAAAGAGGCGCUUUCCUGCAGCAAAUCUUGUUCCUGCCAAAAAGAUUAAACCACUUGAAGUGGCUUUUUAUUUGCUGCCGAAACAAUGUGAAAGAACGCCAAAUGAGCAGGAGCAAAUAGACCACUUGCAGUCAGGGUUGGGUCGUAGGACUGCUCAUUUGGAUGAGGGCACAACACAUGAAGAGUUAUGUGAGGCCCUAAAAGUUUUGUUUCCGAAACUGAGGAUGGUUACUGGUGGGUGGCUCCUUUACAAAUCGUCAGGCGGCUGGGGUAGACGAAAACUCUCUCUUGUGGCUCCUGAUGAUAUUGGCUAUACAGGCAGGAUCUUGAAGGCUGCAAGUCGUGGGGGUAAGAAUCUAUUCAUAGCCCCAGUUCAAGAAGAACUCAGCACAAAUCCCCUACAACUAACUGAUGAAGCAUUCAGUAGCAUGUCAAAAGCCACCUGUCAGAAGUGUGGAGUUGAAGUUCCCUUGCAGCUUCUGACUGAACACAUCAAGUCCUGUGGCACCAUUGAUAUUAGCAGUGAUGAUAACCUGCCUACUGAAAACAUGGAUAGCAGUGAGACUGAAGAAAGAAAAUCAGCUAUGCAGCAAUGUCCUGUCUGCACAAAAAUGUUUCCUUGUGACUUUAUCGAGGUACAUGCUUCUUCAUGUGGUGAAAGUGCAGGAAAUGUGGUGAGGCAUGAUAUUAUUGUCACUGAGAUGCAUGACAGUACAGUCAGUGAGGAAGUGGAGGCUGCAGUGCCUGGACCGUCCAGAGCUUCUGCAACAGUUACAGAUGGCUGGUUAACUAUCAGUGACCCUGCCAGAGCUAUAUCUCAGUGUGCGGAUAAUUUUCUCCGUAUUCAUGAAAUGAAGAGUCCCCUGUUCCUUAGUAUGGACAUCAGAAAAAGCCCUACUGAACAGGACAUGGCCCUUAUCUCUUUUUACAAGAGGCCUAACGUGGAAUGGGCAAGACCCCUGAAUUGCAGGCUUGAAGGAGAUACUGCUGUUGGACAGGGUGUAACCCGUUUUUAUUUCUCAAGAUGCAUGGAAAAGCUCAAGUCUGGGUUUUGCAUAAAUUUUGGAAACUCCAAUGUUACAAUGCUAUUUGAGGGAGAGCCUGGACAUUUAGUCCCUUCAGCCUCUCAUUUUCUUGUGGACAGCGAUUUGUUCAUUGUUGCAGGGAGAAUGUUGGGCCACUCUUUUCUUCAUGGAGGGCCAUGCCUGUCAGGACUCAGCCCUGCUGUUGUUCAUGUCUUGCUUGGUGGGAGUCCUGAAACUGCAACUGUUACUUUAGAGGACUGUCCAGACCUGGAAAUCAGAGAAACAAUCAGGCUUGUUAUCGGACGUGUGACAAGACAAAUUAAGCAGCUAAGACGAGGUCUCAAAGAAACCCAGAUGUGGACAGUCCUAACCCAACGACCUGACACGGUGGCCUUGCUUUUUCCAAAACCAGGAGCAGACAGUUUCAGCCCUGAGGAACUUCUUCAGCGUAUCACAUGGCCUCGUGAUGAAGAUGAUGAUGAUGAUGACGACGAUGAUUAUUCAGGUGACACCAAAAGCCGCAUGUCAGGCUAUCUUCGAGAAUUCAUUGCCAAUGCAACAUCAAUUGAAUUGACUAAUCUGGUCAAAUUCUGGACAGGAUGGGAGAUUUUACCAACCAGUCUCACUGUAGAGGUAGUCAAGAGCAGAUACCCUACAGCUUCCACCUGCUUCGAGACCUUGCGCAUCCCGGGGAUUUACAGGGAUUACACGUCUUUUCAAAGUGACAUGCUGGCCUGUAAUUUUUACUUGUGAGACAAGGUUUAAUUUUGUAACACAAGUUUAAGCUGUUAACCGUUCAGUUCAAUAUGUUAAGCUUAAAAACCUUUAUGCUGAAUUGUCAUAUUUCUUAAAAUUAACAGAAUGAUCACUUGAUGGGGAAUACAUAGCUUCUCCAAAAAAUUCACUGGGAGAUUUCCUAAGUUUUCAAAAAGGUCCUGGUUAAAAAUCUGUAAUCUCGAAUAAACAAUUUAAGCAGAACUUUAACAUCCA